Molecule: messenger RNA, 3329 nt
Organism: Esox lucius (northern pike)
Lineage: Eukaryota; Metazoa; Chordata; Actinopteri; Esociformes; Esocidae
Gene: hdx
Product: highly divergent homeobox
Exons: 11
Coding region: 684-3194 (836 amino acids)
Biological process (GO): regulation of transcription by RNA polymerase II
Molecular function (GO): RNA polymerase II cis-regulatory region sequence-specific DNA binding; DNA-binding transcription factor activity, RNA polymerase II-specific
Source: RefSeq, a predicted model, not a curated record
GUUUCCCAGAAGAAUAAAGAAUUAGGGGCUGGUGAUCGGCUUGUUUCACUGAGCAGUGAUUCUCAAACCCUUUUUGUUUUGCCUUGAACUAGCUCAGCUGAAUGAAGCAUUCAUGUGCAUGAUAGUUAGUUGACAAGUGGUUUUAGGGGUGCUUGCUCUGGAAUACAUCUAGUACAUGGGUUAAUCCCCAGGACAUGAUAACCAGUGGUGAAGCACUGAACAUUUGUACACCUGUAUGGUGUUCCUCAAAACCUUUUAACAAAAAUGUGGAAUUAUACAGUAUCAAUGUGAUUAACAGCAGAGUAUUCAACGGCAACAUCAGGAGGGACAUGCAGACUUCUGUAGAACUAGUUUCUUGGUCCAAAGCGAGUUGCUGGCCAGAAAUGUAUUUUUUUUAUAACCGUGGACACAGACAGAGGCAAAUGGACCCUUCAUGUCUCUCCCCGUGCCUACUGCAGCCCAGGAGACUAAGCUAGCAUGACCCGCACGGCAGCCAGAACACGGUAGCGCCCAGACAAACACACAGCCAGAGGGCUUUUGCUUUCCUGCUCCAGGCUCUACUGGUGGUUCUGCUCCAGGCUCUACUGGUGGUUCUGCUCCAGGCUCUACUGGUGGUUCUGCUCCAGGUUCUACUGUUGGUUCUGCUCCAGGCUCUACUGGUGAUUCUGCUCCAGGCCUGCUGAAUGGCGGAUCUAUUCCCCUGCAGUAGCAGCAGCAUGGACGCAUGGCAGGAGAAACGAGGCCUGCAGACGAUGAACCUGCGGUCUGUGUUCACGUUGGAGCAGCAACGAGUUCUGGAGCGAUACUAUGACAACGGGAUGACUAAUCAAAGCAAGAGCUGCUUCCAGCUGAUCCUUCAGUGUGCUCAGGAGACCAAGCUUGACUUCAGCGUGGUGCGGACUUGGGUCGGAAACAAAAGACGGAAGCUGGCCUCCAGGGCCGACCAGAACGGGGCCGUAUCCCACUCCUUAUCCAAUCACGGCCAGGCUGGGGGAGCUCUGUCCAAUCACGGCCAGGCUGGGGGAGCUCUGUCCAAUCACGCCCAGGCUGGGGGAGCUCUGUCCAAUCACGGCCAGGCUGGGGGAGGUCAGUCCAAUCACGGCCAGGCUGGGGGAGGUCAGUCCAAUCACGGCCAGGCUGGGGGAGCUCUGUCCAAUCACUGCAUGGCCGGAGGAGCUCUGUCCAAUCACACUGCUGCUGGUGGCGCACUAGUAGCGGGCGCCAUGUUUACAGCAGAGAUGGCAGUGGCUCGGAACAUCCAGAGAGGCUCCUCCCACCUCCUCCAUCAGUCCUCUUCCUCCUCAUCCCCUUCCUCUCCUCUCAGCUCUGUCAACAACAACAACAACAAUGAUGUAAUCCUCACUGGGAUAUAUUCUUUAGGCUCCUCGUCUCGCCCGCGCCCUGUCAUAAAGCCUCUCAGUCACGCUGACCCUGAGCUGUCUGCACAUGUCCAUCAAACUCUGCUCAACCAAUCACAGCACAGGAGGAACAAUUCUGUCUCAACCCCUAUCCAGCUCCACUCUAGGUUGGAUGCAGUGUCAGGACCUCGCUUCAAACCACAUUCCUUCUCCUCCCCACCCUCCAUCUCCACACCCCCUGGGCAUCCACUCUACAGCGUGUCCAGAACCGAGCGCUUCCCCACGGGGGGGGCCCGAGCUGGGGGUGCAGUUGGAGGGGUACCUCGGAGUUGGGCCAGACAGUAUGGUUCUGUUCAGUCUGGGCCCUGGCCCUCUUCCUCCCAGACCAGACCACAUAGUAAACCCCAGCCUCUUCCAACUCACCCCCCCAGGACCUGCCCAUCCCCCCCUCCCCAACCCCCUCCUCCACACAACCCUCCCCCAGAACACUCUCCUCGUAUACAGCAGGUGUUCAGCCUAUCAGAGAGGGGUGAAGAACAGGUACUAAGACAAGGACAGCCUUCUGAUAGGAAUAGGCAAGAGAGGCAGAGGCCCCGCCCCUCUGACGCAAUUGGCGGGCUCUCUAUCGCCAUGGAAACAGGUGAUGAAGAGGAUGAGUGGCGGAGGGAGGAAGAGUUAUCCAACAUGGCAGCUGCAGCCCAUGGGAACCUCCAGAGAGGCCAAGGGGGGAGGGACAGCAUCAGCCCCAGCAGUGGAGAGGGAUCUGGGGAAAGAAGUGGCCUGGCAUCCCCCUCUCUGGUCCUCAGCAGCUCCAGACCUGGUCCAGGCCCACGAGGGAGCUGUCCAAAUACUCCAACACUACAGACCUCACCUAGUGCGCAGGUUGCAGUAAGUCUGUCUGCUCCUUGGCUCAUGGGUAACUCCAGAAAGAGAACACUGCAGGACCGGACUCAGUUCAGUGAUUUGGACCUGGUUCAGUUGAAACGCUACUGGGAUCGUGGGAUGACAAGCCUUGGUUCUGUCUGUAGAGAAAAGAUCAACGCGGCAGCCAAUCAGCUCAAUGUAGACACUGAGAUAGUCAAGACAUGGAUUGGCAACCGGAGGAGGAAGUUCCGUCUGAUGGGCAUUGAGAUUCCCCCUCCUAAAGGUGGGCCAGCUGUGUUCCUGACAUCAAAGGAAGGGGAGGAGUCUCCCUCUGCCCUUAGUUCAGAUGGGGAGGGGCUUAGAACACCAGAGCUGGGAGACGAGCUGAAUGAUGAGGCGUCAGUGUGUCUUUCUGAGGAUGGGACCAGUGAGUCGUAUCAGAGAGAAGACGGAGCUGAGAGCAGCAGUGGCCCCAUAACGAACGACGUGAAGAUUGAAGUGAUUGAUGAUGACGAUGCCGAUGACGAUGACGGUGGAGAGAUGGUGGGAUCUGAUAUGGAAAACAUGCAAAACCUCUUGGAGUUUAAGCUAGAAGAGGUGCAGUAUCUGGAGAGUGAGCUAGCGAACCAAAAACAGAGAUACUACGAGUUGGAAAGCUUCACAAAGGACCUGUUGACGGCUGUCCGCACCAAUGACGUGGACAGACAGCAGGAGCUCCUAGGUAGUCUACCUCAGCCUGUAGAUCAAGACUGGGACAUGAGCCCAGAGGGAGUGGCCCAGUCCAUCUCCAUGACACCACAGUCCCCAGCGAGUCACAACGAGUCAGUUGUUGGGAACAUUGACGAGCCAGCAUUGGUCAACUGCAAUGAGGACCUACCGUUGGUCACUAUAAACGAAGACAGAUCAUCAGUUGCUGAGCUUAACGGAUCGCCUGCAUCAGAGGAACUACAGAGAGAUACAGGACCUGAGUGACAAUUGACACUCCACAUCAUGUGCCUGUGGGUGGAUAUUGAACUGUGCUGGGCGCAACACUUUUUCUACUUCAUAUCACUCCGCCUUGCUUGGGUCUACUUCCAGAUAACAAUAAACAGACCCCAUCAUGACUGA